This is a messenger RNA of Colletotrichum destructivum, 1254 nucleotides long. RefSeq lists its product as uncharacterized. Lineage: Eukaryota; Fungi; Ascomycota; Sordariomycetes; Glomerellales; Glomerellaceae. The coding region runs from base 1 to 1254 and encodes 417 amino acids. The record is from RefSeq and is a predicted model, not a curated record. The transcript has a single exon.
AUGGUAUCUGACCUCACCAAAAGAGGUCGCUCUUCUCCGGACGAUCGACUCGCUUUUCUGGCUCUGACAUACACCAUCGAUCAGUGGAGCUACCAGAUUCCUCACCUAGCAGACAAGUUACUGGAAGACAGAGAUCAGCAACUUCUGUCCGAAUUAUACGUCGCUCACUUGAUGCCCGCCGCACGCUCUUUCUGGUGGAAUGGUGACAACUACCACAGAGCGAUGGAUCAGCUUCUCAAAGAAAAAUACCCCGUCGUCAAGGUGGUUGCUUGGAAGUCGAGCGGGCCAAAGGCGAGCAAUCUUCUCAAGAUUUGGCGCGAAGACGCUGCCCUUCUAUACACGGACCUCGUCGGACCAGGAAGAGAGGAUAAUGUUCCCAGCGGUGAAGCAGACCAGGAGGUCGAAGAAGAGACGGAUGUCAUUUUGGAAGUUUCCCAGAGUCAUGCUGCAGAGCUUGACGAAGUCGAGUCCGAUGAGGAGGUAAAAAAGUGCACAAGUCCCAACAUCAAGAGAAAAGCCAGCAAAACACUCGGCCGGGUAGAAACGUCAAAGAAAGCCAGAGCGCGCUCCGUAUACGACCAGGAAAGCUCUGAGGACGAUAUCUUCGAGAUUCGUCAUCGGCCCAAGAUGAGACCAACGUUUUCCACGCCCAGACCAGUGGCCACUGCCCUGAUGACGCCACCUCAGAGCAGCAAGUCCACUCUCACAAUUGUCGUCGACUCAGACAGUGAAAAUGAGGACCUAGCUGCCACGAGCCGGCUUAAGACUGACCGCUCCGUGUACGACGAGGAGAGCUCUGAAGACGACAUCUUCGAGAUUCGUCAUCGGCCCAAGAUGAGACCGAUGUUUUCGACGCCCAGACCAGCGGCCACUGCUCUAAAGACGCUACCUCAGAGCGGCGAGUCCACUCUCACAAUUGUCAUCGCCUCAGACAGUGAGGAUGAGGACCUAGCCGCCACCACAAGCCGACCCGCGACUGGGCAGCCAGAUGGUCCUGUCGCCGCCUCCGAUCCGGCACCGCUCAGCCUCACACCUGUCCAGACCGUGGCAUCAAUCGAGCCUGCCGAAGAACUGACCCAAAAACACAACUGUUUGACGGCAAUCCGGGAGACUAUUGACCGUGUUGCCGAGUCUUGCGACACAUUUUUGCCCCAGGAGCGGAGCGAGGCGAGUCGCCAACUCAAGAAGUUGGAGUUGAAAUUGGAGAGACUGGGCAAGACGGCCAAGGGGUUGAGGGAAGCAAUUGGGUCUUGA